AUGGAUAACCAUUCAAGUUCAUCCAAUCCCUCUUCUUUAUCAUCGUCGUCAUCGUCAUCAUCAUCAUCAUCAUCAUUUUUAUCAGAUCAUGUCAAAAAAGAAGAACAAAAUGGUUUGGAUACCAUUAAAGAAGAAAUUGAAAAUAAAAUAGAAAAUGAAGAAGAGGAGGAAAAGAUAGAAGAGAAACCCAUAGAAAAAGUGGAAGAAGAAAAAAUCAUAGUACAGAAAGAAGAGGAAGAAAAGAUAGAAGAGGAACCAAUAGAAAAAGAAGAAGAAAAAAAGGUAGAAGAAGAGAAAUUUGAACAAGAUAAUAUAAAUACUACGGUUGAAGCAAAAACUCUAGAAACUUCAACAGAACCUAUAGCAACAGAGGUUGUAGAUGAGAAGUCCAUAACCUCUAAUAAUGAAAAUUUAGAAGAACAACAAAAGGAAGAUGUUAUUUCAAUACCACCACCUCAACAAGAACAACAAGAACAACAAGAACAACAAGAAAAACAAAAAGAAGAAACAAAACCAAGUAUUAGAGAAGAAGUUAAAGAGAAAAUUAAAGGUAAACUUAGUGAAAUUAAAGAAGAAAUUAAAGAUAUAAAAGAAGAGAUUAAACAUGUAAUUAGAGAGGAAGUUACGGAGCCUAUAAUAGUGGUUGAAAAUAAUAAUUCUCCACCACCGCCACCACCACCACCAUCAAUUACAGUUCAAAGUUCAUCACCAGUUUCAUCACAAAUUUCAUCACCAGUUUCAUCACCAGUUUCAUCACCUAAACCUUCUGUUACAUUUAAUGAAGAUGGUAGAAAAAGGAAAGAAGGUGGCAUAACAGCAAGUAUCUCAUCAGAGGAUAUUAUGGCACUAUCAUCAUCAACCUCUACUAAUAAUAAAGGUAUUCCAAAAGAGAAUAAAAGGACAGCUUCAACGAUUUUAAGAUCAAAAUCAUCACCAAAUCCAGGUGCAAAUAAUCCAAAUCAUAAUAAAGAUGGUAAUAAUUCAUCAUCAUCAUCAUCAUCAAAUAAUAAUAGUGAUAAUAAUAAUAAUAGUGAUAAUAAUAGUAAUAAUAAUAAUAUAAAUAAUAAUAAUAGUAGUAGUAAUAAUUUAAAUUAUGAUUCAUCAGAUAUUGAUACUGAAGCAAUACCAAAAUUUUAUCAUGAUUUUAAAAUACAUAGAGGUACAUCAUCAUGUGUUUAUUGUGGAGAGAAUACAAGAUUAUGGUCAACAAGUUAUAAAUGUUUUUUUUGUGGUGUAGUUUGUCAUAAGAAAUGUUUAGAUUCAAUGAAUACAAUUCCAUGUUCAUCGGCUAUUCAUAAUAUUAAAGGUAAAAAUCGUAGUCAAACUAUUAGUGGUUAUGCACCACCAAAUUCUUUAGCAUUACAAGCUCCACCAUACAUUUCUGUUGCAAAACCAUCUUCAAUUACAAAUUCAAGUUCAAAAUCAACACCAUCAUUAUUAUCUGCACCACCUUCACAAUCAAAUUCAAAUAAUUCAUCACCAAAUAUAUCAAGUAAAAGUAAUCCAAAUUCACCAAUAACUACAUCUGCAACAACCACAACAACAACAGCAACAAUUUCAUCAUUAUCACCAACAUCAAUAUCAAGUCCACCAAUUGCAUCAGAACAACCACCAUCACCACUAUUACAACAACAGCAACAACAACAACAACAACAACAACAACAACAACAACAACAACAACAACAACAACAACAACAACAACAAAUUUCAACAACACAAUUACAAGAUUUAAAUAAUACAUCAGAGAAACCAGAUGAUGAUAUGAUUAAUUUAAUGUUUGAUACAUUAAUGGUUGAUUUAGAUUUAAAUUUACCAGCAUCAAAAUUAUCAACAACUCAAAAAUGGUUAUUAUUGGAACAAAAGUUUAAAUUGAAAAAGGAUGAACUUUUACCAGAAUAUUUUAUAAAUGCAUUAAAAGAGCAACCAAGUAAAUCAAUUUUUCAAUCAUUAGUGGUAAUUUUACGUACCAAUGUAACAAAGAAUUGGAUGUGUUCAUUCGUUCAAUUGAAUGGUGUUGAGAUUUUAUUUGAAAUCUUAUCAAAAUCAAAAAGAAAAGAUUAUAAAGAUGAUUGUUUAAGUUGUAUUGGUAAAGUUAUGUCAAAUCCAAUUGGCUUGAAUUCAGUGGCACAAUUACCAAUGGCACCUAAAACAAUUACCAAAGUCUUAAGAUCAAAACAAUAUUGUAUAAAAAGUAAAGCAAUGGCAAUUGAAUUAUUGACCGUUAUGUUAUUGGAUAAAUAUGUUCCUGGUGGUUGUAGUUUGGUUCUUAAGGCGUUAACUAAAACCAAAGAAAAGAAAAGAUUCUCUUUCUUUGUUAGAUUCAUCAAAGAUAAUGAAUCAUUGGAAUUGAAAACCAAAGCAUUAUGUUUUAUCAAUGUGUUAAUCUUUGAAAUGGAGGAUAUGAACGUACGUGUAAACAUUAGAAGUGAAUUCCUCAGACUUGGUCUAUACACUUAUCUUAGGGAAAUAAAGAAAACAAUCACUCAUGAAAAAACAUUGUUCACCCAAAUAGAAAUAUUUGAAGAGAUGAUGAAUGAAGAUACACAAGAGUUGGAUCUAAGAUUAGAAGAUUUAAAGCGUCAACUUGGUAUAGAUAUUGAUGAUGUUGAUCAAGUUUUUAAAGCUUUGAAGAACACUACCUCCAAAUCGGGUUUAAAUAGACAACUUUUAAAUAUCCUUCAAAAUCUAUUAGUCAUUAAAGCUUGUGAUCCAACUGAUGGUGUAAAAUACUUUAUAUUGUGUGAUACUUUAGUCAAACAAAUUUCACUUCAUAAGGGUGGUUUUGAAGAUCCUUCAAAUUUUGAUUUCCGUGGUUUAAUGGUUGGUCUUGAGAGUGCUACAGCUGAAGUAACCUUAAAUAGAAAAUUGGGUGAACUUGAGAAACAAAAUAUUGAUAAAGCUAUGAAGAUUCAAGAACAAGAUAUCAAUAUAAAGAGUUUAUUGGAUUUAUUAAAACAAUUAAAAGAUGGUGGUACUGCACCUGAUGCUUCAAUGAUUAAAAAGAUUGAAGAAAUGAUUAAACAAAUGGAACCACCACCACCACCAAUUUCUGUUAAAUCACCAGAUGAUCCAAAUAAUGCCGCACCAAUUGUUGUAGCACCAAUCCCACCUCCUCCACCACCAAUUUCUGGUGCUCCACCCCCACCCCCACCACCACCACCUCCAAUGAAAGGAGGUGCAGGUCCACCACCCCCACCACCACCACCUGGUAAAUUGGGAGCAAAGAAACCACCAGCAGGUGUACAAUGUAGACCACCACCAAAAGUACCAAAACCAUCACAUCCAUUGAAAGCUUAUCAAUGGGUUAAAUUGGCACCAGUUAAAGUUAAUGAUUCAUUAUUCGAUAAAUUGGGACCAAUGAAUGAUAUUAACCUACCAUGGAAUCAAAUUGAAGAGGAAUUUGCAGCCAAAGUAAUCGUUAGAGAAAAGAAAGCAAUAGUUAAACCAAAGGGGCCAACUCAAGUUAUCGAUCCAAAAUUGGGUCAAAAUAUUAGUAUUUUCCUUUCACAAUUUAAAGGUGUUGAACCUAAACAACUCAUAACUUAUAUUCAAUCUAUGGAUGAAUCAAAAAUGUCAAGAGAUCAAGUUAAACAAAUUUCAAAACUUUUACCAUCAAGAGAGGAUUUAGCAGCUCUUAAAGAAUUUUUACAAGCUGAAGAUCGUUCAAAGUUAAGUAUUGCCGAUCAAUAUUGUAUCGAUAUUGGUGCAUUCCCAUUCGCCUCUGAAAAGAUUUCAAUGUUUUUAUUGAAAUCUGAAUUGAAAUCAAGAUUGGAUGAAGUUAAACCACAAAUUGCCGCCGUGUCAGUUGCAUGUGAUGAAGUAUACAAGAGUAAAAAGUUAAUACGUAUCAUUGAAAUCAUUUUGGUUUUAGGUAAUUUCAUAAAUUAUGGUACACCAAGAGGUGAUAUUUCCGGUUAUAAAUUGGAUAGUCUUAUAAAAUUAAGUGAUACUAAAUCCUCAGAUUUAUCUUCAAACCUAAUCAAUACAUUUGUAAAAUAUUGUCAAGAGAAAGAACCUAAUCUAUUAACAUUUGCCGAUGAAUUACCAUCAUUAACAACAGCAAGAAAAACCAUUUGGUCUGGUGUUGUAGCUGAUGUUUCUUCAAUUGGUCGUGAUGUUCAUUCUGUGAAACAAAUCGUUGAAACACUUCAAAAAUCAAAUGAACCAUUCAAUCAAUCAAUCAUUGAUUUCCUUGCCACCGCUUCAACCGAAGUUGAAAAAUUGAGAAAACUUUUAGAGAGUACUCAAGAGAAUUUCAAAAAACUUUGUAAAUAUUUCGCUGAAGAAGAGGGUAAAUCACAACCUGAAGAAUUUUUCGAUAUUUUUGGUCGUUUCAUUACAUUGUUUGAAAAUGCUACCACCCAAUUACAACAACAAAAAGAGGAACAGUUAAAGGAGGAAAAGAGAUUACAACAAAAACAACAACGUCAAGAAAGAGCAGUUAGAAAAUUAACCACCUCAAAUGAAUCUGCUUCUGCCUCUCCAAACCAUGCUAAAUCCACUGAUGAUAAAAGUGAUGAAGAUGAUGAUAUUGUUAAUGAUCUUUUAAUGGCUGUUCGUGAUGGUGACGCUUUCAGACAAGCAAAAGGUAGAAGAAGAACAACUCAUCAAAUCGCUACCUCAAAAAUGAUUUCAAAUAAUUUAGAUCCUUCUAAAAUUUUACCAACAAGUCCAAAUAAAAAUUAA
This is a messenger RNA of Dictyostelium discoideum AX4, 4686 nucleotides long. RefSeq names its product actin binding protein (gene forE). Gene Ontology annotation, molecular function: actin binding; small GTPase binding. Lineage: Eukaryota; Evosea; Eumycetozoa; Dictyosteliales; Dictyosteliaceae. Bases 1 to 4686 code for a protein of 1561 amino acids. The record is from RefSeq and is a predicted model, not a curated record. The transcript has a single exon. Gene Ontology annotation, biological process: actin cytoskeleton organization; actin nucleation.